AUGCUCGGUGCCGAUGAUCCACAAAGUGCGUUGAGCAGCGGCUUAGCACCCCUGUUCGACUGGAAGGCGCUGAGCCAACCGUGCCACCUGGAUUUCCAGCAGUUCUUGGACAGCCUCUGCAUCUCGCCUUUAGCCCCUCCAGCAGUCUUGGAGGUGGCUCGAAAAGCUGCAGCUUUUCCAUAUCCUCGGCACUGGUCCGAGGAGAUUGAUGCUGCUUCAGGUGCUCUCUACUUCUAUCACCAGUUGCGUGAUGAGUCAUCCUGGCAGCAUCCGCUGACGGAAACAUUCCAGGAGGUGCUGCAGCAGGUGAGCUCGUUCGUUGCCGACCAACUGGAGCUGGACCAGGUGGCAUGCCGAAUUGAAGCUAUCUUGACCGAGAUCCAGGCUCGAGCAGCUGCUGAACUGCAGCAGUGGGUCGGGCCUCUUGGGGAGCCGGGCUGUGAACAGUACUACUACAACAGUGUGACCGGCUGCAGCGUCUGGGAAGAUCCCUGCGAGCGCUGGAGAUAUGAUGUUCAUGUCCGGUACGACCUGCUCGUAGGUUUCCUCGUUACGCAGGAGCGCAGCUCCAGGGCAACCAAGGCGAUGCCGGACCUUACGCACACGCUUACCUCUCUGGCGUCCUCGGUCAGCUCGGUGAAUAGCAUCCUUGCAAGCUCACUGACAGCGCCAGCACACUACGUAGGAGAUCCUGGUGACCCAGAGGCCAGCGGUGCUCGCUGGGCUCGUCCGCGCCCUCGCCGACAAGGUUUGCCAUUGCCACCCAAAGCCACGGGGACAGCACCUCGAAAGGCUUUGUUCUCGAUGCCGCCGCACCAACAGCAGUAUACGUCGCAGGUGCUACAAUCGGAGCAGCCACUGUCGUGGCCAAGCGCAGUGUCACCUCCGCCUCCGCCGGUAGGAUCACCAACCCGAGGUGUCGGCCUAGGUUGA
Symbiodinium sp. CCMP2592 is the source of this 933-nucleotide messenger RNA. The record is from the annotation of a GenBank genome assembly. Lineage: Eukaryota; Dinophyceae; Suessiales; Symbiodiniaceae.